Molecule: messenger RNA, 576 nt
Organism: Arachis ipaensis
Lineage: Eukaryota; Viridiplantae; Streptophyta; Magnoliopsida; Fabales; Fabaceae
Source: RefSeq, a predicted model, not a curated record
AUGCCUCUAUAUGCGAAAUUCCUGAAUGAUCUCAUCAAUAAGAAGAGAAGUUGGCACGAGAAAGAAACUAUAUUGCUCACUGAAGAAUGCAGGGCAUUAAUUCAAAAAGGGCUUCCACCCAAACUUGAAGAUCCUAGAAGUUUCUUUCUGCCUUGUACCAUUGGAAGAUUGAGCAUCAACAAGGCAAUGUGUGACUUAGGGGCUAGUAUCAAUCUGAUGCCCUCUUCUCUGGUGAGAAAGCUGUGCAUAGAGGAAGUGAAGCCAAUACAAAUAUCUCUAGAAUUAGUGGACAAAUCAGAUGAGGAUGAAGGUGAUUCCAUCAUACUUGGAAGACCAUUCUUGGCCACAGCUAGGGCCAUUAUAGAUGUGGAACAAGGAGAGCUAACCCUCCGAAUGCAUGAUGAAAGCAUCACUCUGAAUGUAUUUCCAGAAACACAACUCAUUGAUGAAAAGAAGAAUUGCAUGGAAACUGACAAGGAAGACUUGCAAUGGAAGGAAGGAAGCAACAAGACAACCAGUAAUCACCUUUCAAAGCAAGAAACAGACAAAGAACUCAAGAAGAAAUUGAAGUGUUGA